CCCAGUGCAGCCCGGUGCAUGCGGCUGUGCAUCCCGUGUGUGCAUGGCUCUGCAUGCACGUGCAACCGUCGGCGGGGCUGGACACGGCCGGCCGGGGCUCGGAGGGUCAAGAAGUAUUUUGAAACACUGAAGCAAUGUCUGGAGCUCCAAGAAACUGACAAACGAGAAGUCUGAUAAAUGAUGGGCGUAAUCUAAUGUGGACAGUUUACUUACACUCCACGAGAUAAAUUACUUCUCCCUUUCCUUCUGACCUACCGCCCGGCAGAACACAUCACCAGCAUCCAGAACAACAUAACCUUACAGUGUACUCUCCCAAGCACUUAGCACAGUGCUUUGCACGCUGUAAGCGCUCGAUGACUACGAUUGAAUGAAUAAGCCGUGCCGAGAGCAGAAUGGAAAUCCCCGGCAUUUUGUAAUAUCUCCCGGAUCUCGGAUAUGUUGAAAAAUCACCAGAGAAAGAUCACCACCCAGAAACGGAGAAGAAACUGAUAUUUCAUUCAUUCAUUCGUAUGCAUUGAGUGCUUACCGUGUGCAAAGCACUGUACCGAGCGCUCGAUAUUUCAAAUGAGGUCAUCGUCCAGUGGGCCAACGACGCGCUCCAACCCGCGGCCGAGGUGAGACGGAACGAACGCCAAAUGAUCAAAGUGGAUCAGCUUUGCCAGGGAAAGAGAACUGUCCCUGCCCCGACUUGAUAGGUCGAAGCGAGGCUUUCCACGGUGCCGGAAAAGGACGGUGAAGCCAGAAGAAGUGAAGCCCGUCUCCCGUAGCAGGAGCUACUGUUGUCGCAGCUGUCGGACGGCCAGGGACCGGGGUCCCGGGAGAGACCCCAGCCAUGGAAAGCCCGGGGGAAUCGUGUGCCAGUCCGGAGAGCGGCGGGGAGAGCGGGACGCCUGGGGCCAGCCCGCCGCCGGCGAGUCGAGGCGUCUGUCCCGGGGGUGACCGGGACCCCGUCCAGGGGGCGGACGACGACGAUGACGAUGACGACGCCACCGAGCCGCCGCCGGAGCAGGAGGAUCAGGAGGAAGAGCUGGGCGAGGUGAUGGAGGGCCAGGAGCCCGACGUGGUGAUCGAGGUGUCGGGCCGGCGGGUGCGGGCGCACAGGGCGGUGCUGGCCGCCAAGAGCGACUACUUCAGGGCGCGCCGCUCGCGGGAGGUGGUGCGGGUGAAGGGGGUGAGCUGGGCGGCCCUGCGGCUGCUGCUGGGCUACCUGUACAGCGGCCGGCUGGGCCCCGUGCGGCCGGACACGGCGGCCGAGCUGGUGGGCGCCGCGCGGGUCCUGCAGGUGCCCUGUGCCCUGCCCCGCGCCACCGACGCCCUGCGGGCCCACCUGGGCCUGGACAACUGCCUGCAGCUGCUGACCCUGUCCAAGGAGCAGCGGCUCCGCGACCUGCGGGAGGCCGCCUACCGCUUCAUGAGCGACCACUUCCUCCGCGUGCUGCGGGAGCCCAGCCUGUACGGCCGCCUGGGCGCCCAGGAACGGGACCUCAUCCUCCGCCGCCGGACGGACGGGGCCCGCCCGUGCCUGCUGCUCGCGGACCUGCCCGACUGGGCCUCGGAGCCCGGGACCCGGAGCCGGCCGCAGAGCCCGCCCCAGGACCACCCCUCGGACGCCGGCGCCCGCAUCUUCGCCUUCCGGCCGGACUCCCGGGAAUGGCGCUACCUGACCCGCCUCCCCGAAGGGGCCGGCGGUCGGGGCUGCGCCCUGGGCGUCCUCUACAACUACCUGUUCGUGGCCGGGGGCAUCCUGCCCGGCGGGGAGGGGGACGGGGCCUCCGGCGGGGGUCCGUCGGACAAGGUCUUCUGCUACAACCCGGCGGCCGACGACUGGAGCGCCGUGCGUCCCAUGCUGCAGGCCCGGGCCCAGCUGCGGCUGCUCGCCCUGGACGGCUACCUGUACGCCGUGGGCGGUGAGUGUCUGCUGAGCGUGGAGCGCUACGACCCCCGCGCCGACCGCUGGAGCUCCGUGGCCUCGCUGCCCCGGGGCGCCUUCGCCGUGGCCCACGAGGCGGCCACGUGCCGCGGGGCCGUCUACGUGUCCGGCGGCUCCCUCUUCUACCGCCUGCUCAAGUACGACCCGCGCCUGGACGAGUGGCAGGAAUGCCCGGCCGGCGGCGGCGGCGGCGGCGGGCGUCACCGCCGCUCCGCCGACAUGGUGGCCCUGGACGGCUCCCUCUAUCGCUUCGACCUGGCCGGGGCCGGCGGCCCCGGAGCCGGCGGGGGCCCCAGCGUCGACGUUUCCCGCUACCACUGUCUGGCCAAGCGCUGGACCCCCUGCGCCGCCGACCUGCGGCUCCCCGGAGGCCCGCCGGGCCCGCUGACCUUCCGCUGCGCCGCCCUGGGCGGGGCCAUCUACUGCGUCGGCCGGGCCGGGGCCUGGCGCUUCCGCCCGGGCCCGGACGACGACCGGCCCGGUGCCCGCGAUGGGGACCGGCGGGCCGGCUUCGAGCCCGAGCCCCUCCCCGUGCCCGGCGACGCCAGGGGCGUCCUCCUCCCCUUCGUCCUCGCCCUGCCCGACCGAGACCGGCUGGACUCUGGCGGAGAGGCCCCUGGGAGCGGGCAGUGAGGAGACGGGCCCUCGUCCGGCCAGC
Tachyglossus aculeatus (Australian echidna) is the source of this 2588-nucleotide messenger RNA. It is a transcript of the gene KBTBD11, whose product is annotated as kelch repeat and BTB domain containing 11. The record is from RefSeq and is a predicted model, not a curated record. NCBI's taxonomy places the organism in Eukaryota, Metazoa, Chordata, Mammalia, Monotremata, Tachyglossidae. Bases 833 to 2563 code for a protein of 576 amino acids. The transcript is spliced from 3 exons. Gene Ontology annotation, molecular function: protein binding.